Molecule: messenger RNA, 1493 nt
Organism: Pteronotus mesoamericanus
Lineage: Eukaryota; Metazoa; Chordata; Mammalia; Chiroptera; Mormoopidae
Exons: 11
Coding region: 584-1369 (261 amino acids)
Source: RefSeq, a predicted model, not a curated record
AAACGCAAGCUCGGCGGCGGGAGGGCCUACCCGGCCCCCCGCGGCGCCGCCAGGGGGCGCUCGGGCCCCAGGCUGGCCGCGGCCCUGUGUCGGGCUCCCGGCCGUCGAGCCGCCUGGUCUCGCGGCGUCCGGCGGCGCUCGUGUGGAAGCGCCCGUUGGCGUGCAGGCUUCGCAGAGCUUUCUCGGUCAGCUCCCGAGGCGAGGGCCCCGGGCUCCAAGGUGACGGCUGAGGCAGAGAGAGAGUGAAAGAGAAUAAGAGCAAGAGAAAGAGAGAGGAAGAGAGAGAGCACGAACCCACAGGAGCCUCAUACACGCGAAACAUCAAACAUCUACUUGUUGCUCCACCCAUCGAUGCAUUCAUUGGUUGAUUCCUGCACCUCUCCUGACCUGGGAUUGAACCUGCUGCUUUGGCAUAUUGGACUUCAUAUAGAGCUUGGCACAUUGUAGGAGCUCAGGCAGCGUGGGUGGCAUUGAAUGGAACCAAGGAGAUACCCACAAAGGUGCUGCCUCUGACUAAAGCCACCCUGAGGCAGCUGACAAAGUGCAAAGGCAAAGGUUGUCCUGUCAUAAAGCCCCCUAAGACAUGAUGUCACACACCCAGAGACAACUCUCCUGGAGAAAGGGAGGGGCUGUAUUCUGGACUCCUAGACUUAGGGUGCUCUUCUCAGGCUCAGCCUGGAGCCUGAGGGAAGGCCUCUCUCAGAAAAAGCUCAUCACGUCCCUCACACUAUUACAACCGAAUAACAAAGCCUAUUGUGAACCCGGGGCUAGCAGUAUCCCCGGAGAAGCUGGUGGAGGGGACACUGAGGUGCUGUGCCGCCCUGCGCCCUGCAGAGAAAGGAAACUGAGAAUGGCGUUCGGUACAUGCUGCCAGAGAGAGAGGCUCAAGUUCCUGUACGUAGUACAAACCUUCAUUCUUGCAGGAAUGGUAUGCUACUCUUUUCAGGGGUCUGUGGACAAAACAGCUCCUGACCAUGACCUUGCUGGGGAAUCACCGCAGCCCAUAGGCGAGACCUUAAGGCCAGUGUGGGGGCCGAUGGAUAAGUGCUACCCUGUGACCACUCAGGCCACGGCCCUUGAGGCAACGGGAGGGCUGAGCCAUGCCGCCGCCAAGGAGGAGCCUGUCGUCCAGUCUCAGAGUGCAGGGGAGGUGAGGUCCCCAGCGGAGGAAGCGGCCAGCCCCAUUCCUGCCGCGAAGGAAGUGGCUGAGGAGGAGGAGGUGGCGGGGAACCCCGGCCCGGAGGGAAAUAAAGUGGUCCGAGAGGGCGCUGCUGUGUAUCCUUCUGAAGCUUCUGAGGUGGAGAGCAAGGAGGACAGGCCCCGCGGGGCGCCAGCCGAAGCUCUGGCUCGGCUGGUUCCCAGCCUCUGACAGCCCCAAGACUCAGAACCCUGGAUGACAGCUGUGCAAUAAAUGCACGAGGUGAUGCCUGUGUGGCCCCACUGCCUCCUCGCAGGGCCUCGCGUGUGCACAGACUCAGUGUGGCCCCGCUGGC